CGAGCAAGCGUCCUUACCUCGAUAUUGCAUGGGUGUACACGAAACGAACGAGGGAUACCGUACCGAUGUCAUCGGCAGAAUGGCCAGGGAUCGUUCCGGUUCGGAAUAUUCGGAGAAUAUGAGCGACGCCACGAGCUGCAGUUGUACGACGGGUUCCGUCGACGAGUGCUCGUUGCGCGGUUGCGGCAUGUUUCAAGAACCGUUUUUCCUCCAUCCGCCCGGCUCUAGACCUCGCGAUGGGAUCUACAUCAAUCCGAUGAGCGCGUACAUCGGCGAGCCGGCCAAACCGAAGGACACGGAAUCCUUCUACCUGCACAGUCCCCACGAUCUCGUGUAUACCAGGAUCACGAGGUUGUUCGCCGAUACCGACAAGCAUCGCCACACGGACAAGAAGGACGAUUCUCUGACCGUGAAAGUGGACGUGCACGUGAACGAUGCCCUCCUCGACCGGCCGUCCAGCGGAAACGGUUACGCGGUCAAGUCGGAUAUGGUUCGCGAGUCGACCGAGCACGCGUACGAGCAAAUCUGCCUGCGCCAGGAACCAGAAGUCGCCGGCGUAGCCACGCUGGCCCGAAAGAAGGCGGCCGACAACGCAUCCGACGGCAGCCGUUCCCGAAAGCCCGAUCGAAGAUACAGCAGAUCGAGUAGCGCGAGCGAGUCGUCGAACGCGAGCAGCGAGGUUCCCUGCUUCUCGUCCACCGCGUCGACACCCUCGCUGUCGCGAAACAGCAGCAACGAACGAGUCGGCAAGAACGCGUCCACGAGCCACGAGAAAAAAGAUUCGACGAGUUCGCGAGUAGAAAGCGAAAAGGAGAUCAAACCGGUCAGCAACGGAGCUAGUUUCGCGAAGCCACCGCCGCCACCGCCGCCACCUCCACCGCCCGACAAAGAAGACGUCGGUUCGCCAGCAGCGAAUGCCAAGCAAGUCGCGGAGACGACCGGCCGAGACGAGAAGAAGGAGAUCUGCAACCGCGAUGCCAGGACCGAGAGUGGCGUGUUCGCGUUGUCAGCGACCAACAAGUCCGACGUAUCCUGCGGCGAGCACCGCCAGCCGGAAGCGCCUCCUGCCAGUCCACCGGCAGACGCCGAAGAAAUUAAGGCGAGUCAAACGUCGCAUCUGGUGAACAAGCAUAUGGUGUUGCCGUUCAUACCUCCGAAGUUCGCGAACGCGGACUCGAACACCUUGCUCAAGCCGUCCGAGUACCUCAAGAGCAUAUGCAAAGCUUCCUCGAGAAACAGUCUGUCGAAAGCAAGGUCGGUGGAUAACUUGGACAUACAGAGCGGACGAAACGAUCGGAGGGAGAUUGGCCCCGGAUCGGAACGGCAACAUCGGCGUGGAGAGGAGCUCGAGCUGGAGGGGGAGGAAGACGAGGAGGAGGACGAGGGGGAGGAAGAAGAAGAAGAGACCGGAGAAGCAGGAAAGGGAGGAAGAAAGAAAUCCGCGUCGGGCCCUCCGCCGCCGCCGCUGUCGCCGCUUCAAAAAUCGCGUCGCAACGGCGAGAACUUGGCCGCUUCCGUCGACAACGGCAACACCGAAUCGGAAUCCCCGAAGAAUCCGCAGCCUCUCGCGACCAUCAGCAUCCAAGACUUAACGAGCAUCCAGCUGCGAAGAACCAGCGCGAAAAUGAACGCGACGAAAACGUUUUCCGCGCCGCCGCCUCGAAGCGUCUCCAUGACCAACGUUUCAGAGUCGUUCUUCGUUCAAAAGACCGACUUGAUCGCGGAACUUAAGCGAACCAAGGACAUUCCGGGCAUCAAGAAGCUGAAAGUCGAGAUGGCUCGAGUGGAGAAGACGCAAGAACAAAAUCUCAUAUCGGAGAUCAACAAAGCGUUCAACGUUUCGAACUUCGUCGACCAGAUCCCGGAGAAGGACAGUUCCGGCAACUUGAUACCGAUAUGGAAACGGCAAAUGUUGGCUCGAAAGGCUGCCGAACGAGCGAAGAAAGAGUUGGAGGAACAGAUUGCCAGAGAGAACGAGGAGAGACGACAAAAGGCGAUUCCCGCUUGGAAGAGGCAACUCCUCGCGAAAAAGGACAACGAGGAAAAAAGACUGAACCAAGCGCAAUCGGCGCAACCGGUGCAAUCGUCGCAAUCGGUGCCAGCGACGCCAACCGAGGCGACUCAAGCGAAGACGGACGCUUCGUCGGCUUGUCCGCGGACGGCGCACCGGACAGAAAAGACGGAGGACAAAUCGGAAGGCGAGGAGAAGAGAAACGAAUCGAAUCACGCCAACGGUCCGGACGACGACGGCCCGAUCAUACCCUGGCGAGCUCAACUCCGGAAGACUAACAGCAAGCUCAACAUUUUGGAUUGAUUGUCCCGACAUCGAGUAAAAAAGAAACGAAAGAAACGUGCGAACAAAACACAGAAUGUACAUAGAAACCAGUAAACUUUCUACCGAUCACUU
Messenger RNA from Megachile rotundata (alfalfa leafcutting bee), 2407 nucleotides. It is a transcript of the gene f, whose product is annotated as espin protein forked. Gene Ontology annotation, molecular function: actin filament binding. Gene Ontology annotation, biological process: actin filament bundle assembly. The record is from RefSeq and is a predicted model, not a curated record. Gene Ontology annotation, cellular component: cytoplasm. NCBI's taxonomy places the organism in Eukaryota, Metazoa, Arthropoda, Insecta, Hymenoptera, Megachilidae.